CGCACUCCCCCUUCAAGCACAACAAACGUACUACCCAAGAACUACGUAGUAACCAUGACCGGCGUAAAACGCUCCGUCCGUCUCCUCUCCGGCGCAACAUCUACCAUCUCCCCCUCCCCAUCCGCGACGGGAGUUAAGCCGCUACGCACAGCAUCCAGCUUGCUGGUAUGUGCGCCGAUAAGGAAGCCGAGUGACGGUGGAGCGGAUUUCAAGGUGUUGAUGGUUAAGAGACAGGCGCGAGGAUCGUUCGGGUCUAUGCACGCGUACCCUGGCGGGGUCGUAGAUUCCUGCGAUAGCGACGCCAAAUGGGAACAGCUCACAGGCCGCACAUUAGCCAACCAACGCAUUCCACCCGACACCCUCCCCCUCCGCCUCGCCGCCCUCCGCGAAACCUUCGAAGAAACCGGCCUCUUCCUCACCCACCCACCCCUCCCCCUCCCCCCACAAACAUCAACCCACUGGCGCCACCUCAUUCACACCUCCGGGCACGAAUUCCACACCCUCUGCACAUCCCUGUCUGCGGCCCCACGCGUCAACGCACUUGUAUUGUGGGCAAACUGGAUCACGCCUGUUGCGCAGAAGGCGAGGUUUGAUACGUUUUUUUAUUUGACUGUUUUGGAUUCGGCGGAGGGACACGAUGUCAGCGCGGAUGGGACCGAGUGUACCGAGGCAAGGUGGUGGACCCCACGGGAAGCGUUGGAGGCUUAUCAGCGGGGAGAAAUCUCCCUAAUCGUCCCGCAAUACCUAACCCUCCUCGAACUCUCCCACCUGCACCUCUCCGAUCUGCGGUCCUACAUCUCCGGUGAAACACGCCGCACGGCACAGCAACUCGCGCCCAUAUGUCCUGAACCGCUCUCGAGUGCCGACGGGUUGCUGACGAUGGCGAUGCCGGGCGAUUGGGAGUACCCGGGAUGUUCGAGCGAGGGGUCCGACGGGAAGCCGCUGAAUCGGGUAAAAAUCAGAGUGGAGGGGGGCCGGUUUGUGGAGAUUCGGCAUGUCUGUAACGGUGGGGAGCGGGGGUCGAAGUUGUGAUUCGAUGUGGGAGGUGGGUGAUGUACGGACAGCUCCCCCUCUCGACGCUUUUGUUAUAGACUUUACAGUAGAGCCACAAGCGUAGACACCUGUUCUGCAUUCGUGAUAACUCACUCCUCGUGACACUGCCGUGAAGCUGGGGAGAUAUGCACACCACACAGGUACCUCGUAGUGUGUAGAUGUAUUAUAUGGAUGCUGUACAUGUAAAUGAUCUUGUCGUAUUGUUUAUCGU
Molecule: messenger RNA, 1264 nt
Organism: Fimicolochytrium jonesii
Lineage: Eukaryota; Fungi; Chytridiomycota; Chytridiomycetes; Spizellomycetales; Powellomycetaceae
Exons: 6
Coding region: 55-1032 (325 amino acids)
Cellular component (GO): mitochondrion
Molecular function (GO): hydrolase activity, acting on acid anhydrides, in phosphorus-containing anhydrides
Source: RefSeq, a predicted model, not a curated record